Messenger RNA from Klebsormidium nitens, 633 nucleotides. NCBI's taxonomy places the organism in Eukaryota, Viridiplantae, Streptophyta, Klebsormidiophyceae, Klebsormidiales, Klebsormidiaceae. The record is from the annotation of a GenBank genome assembly.
AUGGCAAAGCGCCAGACUGUAACGAUGGCCAACGGCACCGCUUUGCCGCAGCUCGCGGCGCUCGCGCUCGCCGUGCUGACGUCAUUCUGGAUGCUCAACGGAGUAGCGCAGCCGGCGCUGGCGCACCGGACGCUCAAGCCCUCUUCCGGGCACGUCGGCGACUUCGAAACAGACAACAUGGGAAACCCCGUGAACCACUACGCGUGCGGUUUCUAUGACAAUACGGACCUGAGGGACGCGGGGCUGGCACACCAGCCGUGCUAUGGGGUGGACGGUUCCAUCCAGUUUUGCUGCCUUUCCGGAAGCUCCAAGUGCUCUUGCCCCGCGGCUGCCGGGUACAACGUCGGCUGCUUCAACUAUGAGGACGGCAACAGCUUGAACGCCAACACCGGGGAGGAGUGCGGCUACUUCCUCCCAGAAGAGGCGUCCACGCGGCGCGGGCUAGCCGAUAGCGUCUGCGUCUGCCCAUCGAAUGACCUGUGUACUCGCACGUUCGACCAGAGUUAUAAUGCCAACACUCUCCGGUGCCAGCCAUCUGGGACCAACGGCUCGCCGCAGCGCUGCGAAUAUGACAAGUAUACGGGGGUGAUCCAGGCGAAUAAGACGUGCUGCCCGUAUACUGCUUCGUGCUAA